This is a messenger RNA of Solanum dulcamara, 555 nucleotides long. RefSeq lists its product as uncharacterized. The transcript has 3 exons. Bases 154 to 414 code for a protein of 86 amino acids. The record is from RefSeq and is a predicted model, not a curated record. NCBI's taxonomy places the organism in Eukaryota, Viridiplantae, Streptophyta, Magnoliopsida, Solanales, Solanaceae.
UAUUAGCACGACGCUCUAACCAACUGAGCUAAUGGGCCAUUUGAUAGUUCUGAAGGUAACUAUUGAUAUAUGAUCCAAAAAUAAAACUCGACUAUUAAAACUGAGGUUAAUUGAGGGAGAAGAAGGAAGGGAGAAGAAACCCAUGUUCCAGGCAUGAAGGACGAUUACGAGGUUGAAGAAAAGAAGCAAGCUGCUGCAGAUGUCUUGUUUCAAUAUUCAAAUUUUGUUAUGGCCUGUAUUGGUAAUCAAGUUCGGCCUUGUGACUUGAGACUGCAUUUGAUGAAGGAAGUUUCAGGAUUGCCAACUUCUUUGAAGCGUGAACCCCGUCCAGCAUCUCCUCCUGAUGUAAUGGGAGAAUCCUCAAGCUCAGGCACCUCAAGACUGGAUAAAGUAGAGAGUUUCCGAGGUCCUUAGAUUUUGAAAGUGCACCAUUCUAUUUGUUUGCUAGUUCGCUGUCUGGAAAUAUAUACUAGCAUCAUCAGUUUAUGUACUGCGUGAGACAUGUAGGAUCUUGUUCAUUAUAUUUUGAUCAGUCGUAUCAGUGUCUGCAAUUCA